AUGAUUCAAAGUGCCUUACUUCUUGUGGCCGCAUCGUUGAUGCUGGUUACAGCACAACCUAUAACGGACUCUAACUGGCAUCUAGUGCCUGAUUCCAAUGGAAGGCUUCACCUGGUGAACACAAAUCCGUACAAUUUACCAGAGGAUUCCGUUGCAUCCGUUGCGCCACUGUUCAAUCCCGAGCAGGACCUGAUCUAUCGCCUCUUCACGCAGGCCAAUCCGACUACGGCACAGGUUCUUGAGUUCGGCAAUCCGGCCUCCAUUGCGGCCUCGAACUUCAACCCGGCCCAUCCGACGCGCUUUACCAUCCACGGCUGGAACAGUAAUGGUAACGAUGGUAUGAACACAAACAUCCGUGAUCGAUACCUUAGUCUCGGUCAAUACAACGUCAUCAGUGUGGAUUGGAGUGCCGGAGCGGUAAACCCCAACUAUAUCGCUGCCCGGAAUGCUGUCGGACCAGCUGGAGCGGCACUUGCUUCAUUCAUUGACCAGCUUAUCGCCGCCGGUGCUUCCCCGGAUAACAUGUACCUUGUUGGAUUCAGUCUUGGAGCUCAUGUGGCAGGAAAUGCCGGCAAAGGGCAGCAAGGACGUAUUAACACUGUGAUUGCACUCGACCCUGCAGGACCGUUGUUUUCGUUGGGACAAGUAGAUGCUGUCUCGCCUGCGGAUGGACGCUACGUCGAGAUGAUCAUGACCAACGCCGGACUUCUGGGUAACACCGAUCCUAUGGGUCAAGCAACCUUCGCACCGAACGGUGGCCGGUCACAGCCCGGCUGUGGAACCGAUAUUGCCGGUGGCUGUGCCCAUGGUCGUGCUCCUGCCUUCUUUGCCGAGUCUAUCACCAGCUCCGUUCCGUUCCGGUCAACCCGCUGUGCCGGUUUACAGGAAGUGGUAGCGGGAAGCUGCACGCCAAGUGGACCCGAUGCUAACAUGGGAGGAGAGCCUUCCAACUAUGGCCGAGGGGUCACUGGAGUCUACUUCUUGACCACAAACGAUGCUGCUCCAUUUGCCAGAGGAUAA
Messenger RNA from Anopheles coustani, 1020 nucleotides. RefSeq names its product lipase member H-like. The record is from RefSeq and is a predicted model, not a curated record. Gene Ontology annotation, biological process: lipid metabolic process. The transcript has a single exon. Gene Ontology annotation, molecular function: lipase activity. NCBI's taxonomy places the organism in Eukaryota, Metazoa, Arthropoda, Insecta, Diptera, Culicidae. Bases 1 to 1020 code for a protein of 339 amino acids.